AGCGAGAGCGUACGUCCUCGUAUACUGCGUGCAUGCUGCCUGAGGCGCAAGUUGACACGUAGUGCAGUGAUUCUCACCACCGUCCGCCAGAUGGUCCGCGGCGAUGUGCGCACCCCUACCCCCAACGCGUGGCCGUUCACUGACACAGCCGCAGUGGAAGAUCCUCAUCCUCGACGAAGACUCGAAGAAGCUCAUAGACAACGUCGUCAAGGAAGAUGACAUCCUCAACUCCAACAUCACGAAUAUCGAGAAGAUCGAGGAUCGCCGCGAGACGCAGCGCGAUAUGGACGCCAUCUACAUCCUCACGCCCAAGCCACACAUCGUCGACUGCGUCAUGGCUGAGCUCGAGGCGCGGCGAUACCGAGGCAUGUUCCUUGUCUGGACGACGCUGCUCCCACCACCGCUGAAGGAACGCAUCGACCGUUCGCAGAUGGCCCGCGAGCAGAUCAGGGCAUUUAGGACGGUGCACCUUGACUAUCACCCGCAAGAAUCCCACCUCGUCACUUUCAAAGACCCCUGGAGUUUCCCCAUCCUGUUCCACCCAGAGUGCAACAACCAGGUCGUGCGGCACAUGGAGGAGAUGGCCGAAAAGAUCACUGGUGUCUGCGUUGCGCUGGGCGAGUACCCCAUCAUUCGAUACUACCGACCACGAGCGCCAACACACGAAGCAAGCGUUCUCUGUUCGCAUCUUGCUCGUUUCGUUCAGGACAAGCUUGACAUGUACGCUCAGUUCAACCAGGACUUCCCCCCGCAAUCCAACCGCCCCCGUGGCGCUCUCUACAUCACAGACCGAUCUAUGGAUUUGCACGCUCCUUUCUUGCACGAAUUUACGUAUCAGGCCAUGGCAAUGGAUUUGUUGCCCAUCAACGACACAGACAAGGUUACAUACCGUGCAGUAGUAAAUGAAGACGAUCCAGGAGCCGAGGAGAAGGAAAUGGAGAUCAGCGACAAGGACAAGAUCUGGGUUGAGAACCGACAUCGCCACAUGAAAGACACCCUGGACAAGCUCAUUAGCGACUUCCAGAAGUUCAUUGCGGACAAUCCGAACUUCACCAACCAGGACGCACAGAAUGCAGCGGGCAUGAACGGUCUGAACGCGAUCAAGGACAUGAUUGCCGGCCUACCCCAGUUCCAGGAGAUGAAAGAGUCGUACACAUUACACUUGGGUAUGGCAGAGAAGUGUAUGGAUAUCUUCCAACAGCAUAAGCUACCUGAUCUAGCGUCUGUCGAGCAAUGCCUGUCUACUGGGCUUGAUGAAGACUACCGCAAGGCUAAGAACAUGGCCGAUCAGGUAGUGCGAACGUUGGACGACCCGGCAGUGACACCGGCUGAUAGACUGCGACUAAUUGCACUCUACGUCUUGUUCCGCGACGGUGUGCUUCCGGCAGAUCUACAGAAGCUCAUCUUCCAUGCGCAAUUACCACCACCAGACAUGGAAGUAGUUCGCAACCUUGAUCUUCUCGGAGCACGAGUGGGCAGGCAAUUGAAGGAGAAGCGCGACCCCACACCGCCUCUGUUCCCACGCAAUGCUGUACCACCCCCAAAUGCAGAAGAGUAUGGCCUCUCGAGGUUCACUCCGGCGAUGCAGGACAUGCUCGAAGCCCACGUCCGAGGAUCGUUACCACAGGAUAUCUUCCCUUUCACAAAAGCGGCACCUGAGGAUAUGAACAUGCAAGAGAGCGCACAAGCCUCGUCUCUCCGCUCCGCAAAGCCCACUUGGGCAAAAUCGCGACUGACAAGCGUGGAGCCUCGACAGCGUGUUAUUGUUUUCAUGGCUGGUGGCGCGACAUACUCGGAGUCGCGAGCCUGUUAUGAAGUCUCCGAGAAGACAUCGAGGGACGUCUUCCUCGUUACCUCGCACAUGAUGAAGCCACAGCUGUUCCUGCGCCAAGUCGGCGACCUCAGCCAGCGUCGUGACAGACUCCAUCUACCCUUGGACGGGCCACAGCCAACAGCUCCCAAACAUCUCUUCGAGAAGCCAGAGCCGCCAAGACCAGCACCUCCACCAGCGGGCUCAAAGCCAAUGCCGCAGGGUCUGCCGUCAGGACCGCGAGCCAGCGGGCCUCGACCGGGCGCGCCGCAGCCGCCGAUAGCAGCGAUGGGGCAGAUGAACCUUAAUGCUCAAAAACCGCCCGCUCAAACCUCAGCGCCAGCGCCAAGCAGCGGGAAGGUGCACAAGGAAGAUAAAGAGAAGGACAAGAAGAAGAAGAAGCACCACUUCUUCUCGUCAAAACACUAGGCACGUUUGACGCUGCAGUGAUUGUGCUUAGUUCUAUGUUGAUUUACUUGUUUUGCAUCAGCAUGGCAUGGCGUUGUAUAGGAUACCCAAGAGGCAUCCAGAUUUGAGCAUGGAGUAGCAUAGACAGCAGGUUCUGGCAAUAUCGAACAUUCUAUAGCAGCCUUCUGGCACGACUCUCAAGCCUCUUCGGAUUCGCUUCAACGCUGAUCAUGAGGCUUGAUCAGACUUACAAAAGCGCGCUAGUGUGGGACGCCUCAAUAAUGGGAUCGCCUUGUUCUGGCUAGGCAGAAGGCUGCAGCAGCCUUACAGCAGAUCUGC
This is a messenger RNA of Didymella exigua CBS 183.55, 2557 nucleotides long. Its product is annotated as Sec1-like protein. Gene Ontology annotation, biological process: intracellular protein transport; vesicle-mediated transport. The record is from RefSeq and is a predicted model, not a curated record. NCBI's taxonomy places the organism in Eukaryota, Fungi, Ascomycota, Dothideomycetes, Pleosporales, Didymellaceae. Bases 104 to 2239 code for a protein of 711 amino acids. Gene Ontology annotation, cellular component: plasma membrane; secretory granule. Gene Ontology annotation, molecular function: syntaxin binding. The transcript is spliced from 2 exons.